Molecule: messenger RNA, 1154 nt
Organism: Hyalella azteca
Lineage: Eukaryota; Metazoa; Arthropoda; Malacostraca; Amphipoda; Hyalellidae
Exons: 6
Coding region: 202-945 (247 amino acids)
Source: RefSeq, a predicted model, not a curated record
CAGCAAAAAAACUAUGCAUUUUUUAUUUUUCAUCUCUCAACAAGAGAAGGUCAAGUAGGCAGGUCUGCAAUAAUAGGAGGAGCAGGAAACCUCCUCCCUGGGAUCCGGGCAGCCAAUGAGCUUCAAGGCCAGACUCCCCUCGAGUAUAAAAGCGACGUCGCACCUGCAGUGCCAUCUGACUGCAGGAGCGUCUCAUCAGCCAUGGCAGGAAAGCUCGUUUUCUCGUUCGCACUCGUGCUGCUGGCCGCCUCAGCAGCCACGGCUCGUCGUGCACAUGCCAACGAUUUCGUCAACUCAUACUACUCGAGGCAGAAGGUGAUGGAAUCAUGCCUGGGUCGUCAGUAUGUCCGCGACGAGAACACUAAGAUCAGCGCUGCUCGCGAGGCCUGCCGCGCGCUGCCUCCCCGCGCCCUCAUCGGUACGCCUAAUGUCCCUGGCGACUUCAACUACGAACACACCGAUGACCACCUGCUGGAGAAGCCGUACUUCACCCAGGAGAUGGUGCGCUACCUCAGUGAGAGGAUGAUGGCUAAGACCUCGAACGCCACUUGCGUCCUCAGACAACUGGGAUACAUGGAUGAGAACGAUCAUAUUCUCUAUGAGAAUAUCGUCUCCAAUAUCAACGCCCUGUCCGUUAAUGAUGCCGAGUUGAAGGCAGACCUCAUCGCUGGCGUCAACGACUGCAAAGCCAUGGCUGAAUGCCUGCCGCUGACCAAGAUCGCGUACCCCCUGACUGCUGCUCUGAUGCGCUGGUCCACUUGGUCCAAGUGCAAGGUCAGCAUGGUCUACCAGUCGUGUAUCAAGAAGGACCUUAGGGCCAACGCUCAGGAAUUCGAGCUCCAGGGGCUCGGAAACUUCCUCUCCGACUACUCUGACUCCGCUAAGAUGUACGCAGUUGUCUGGGCCAGGACUGUGCUCGACCAGGGAUCUGAUUUCCUGUGGUAAAAAUCCCCCUCGAAAAAAUCAACUGCCUUCUAUAUCCCCAUUCGAUUGAUGAGUAAUGAUAAAAUUGAAAAGUGGCCUGUCAGAGAAUAAUAGCUGCCUUAUGGUUAAAAAUAUUGUUGUCAAAGUUAAUGAAAUAAAUGGACAUGUGAUGAUUUACUACAAUUGCACCAUAAAACACGCAAGAGACUACAAAUAAAAAUAAAAUUUGU